Molecule: messenger RNA, 864 nt
Organism: Pseudopodoces humilis (Tibetan ground-tit)
Lineage: Eukaryota; Metazoa; Chordata; Aves; Passeriformes; Paridae
Gene: CCDC166
Product: coiled-coil domain containing 166
Source: RefSeq, a predicted model, not a curated record
AUGGCAUCCAAAACAACGAAAAGCAAGGAUGGAGAGGCACCGGAAGAAACGAGUGACACGGAAGACCCUGUGCGGGAGAGGCAGCUGUACCUGCAGGAGGAGUGCAGGAUCCUCACACUACACCUGGACACGUACCUGGGGAGAGCGGAGCAGCUCCUGCACGGAAGCAAACGCCUGGAAAAGGAAGCCCAGGGCACUCAGGAGCAGAGCCAGUCCUACCUGUCCUGCGGAGCAAAGCUCAGCCAGGACCCCCCGGAUAUGGUCAUCACCCUCAACGACCAGAACUGCCAGGAUCUGGCCCGAAUCCAGGAGCAGAAGGAGGAGCUGAUCCCACGGUAUGCUGGCAAGGAGCGGGAGGUGAGGAGUGCCCUGAAGGACACGGAGGCCGAGGCCUCGCUCCUGGACACGGAGCUGGAGGAGCUGGAGCCGUACAAGGAGCAGAAGGUGCAGGCGGAGCAGAAGGUGAAGGCGCUGGAGAAGGAACUGCGGGUCACCAGGAUACGCUGCGCUGAGGAAACCCACGCCGUCAGGAGCAAGUUCCUGCAGGAAAAGGCUGACUGUGAGCAGCAAUUCCAGCAGAGGAUGCAGGAGCUCACCUGGGGAGCGCAGGAGGUGGCGUUCAAGGCUCUGAUCCAGCACGUGGAACAGGUGAAAGCAGAGAACAGGCUCCUGCGCCAGGAGCUGCUCGGCCUCCUCCAGCACUGCCAGCUCCUCCGAGACGCCAAAAUCCAGCUGCAGGAUCAGCAGGAGCAGCUGCUCCGGGAGAAGCGGUGCGCCCAGCGGGCAGCACUGCUCACACCAGCACCGGCCCCACGGUGCCGCGGGGACAACCCGCUGUGGCCACCCGUCAGCACGGGCCACUGA